CCUCCGCACGCGGGAGCGCGCGGACAGGAACCGUCAGAACAUGAAGGAAGAAGAAGAAGAUGCGGCUUGACUCAGAGAUGGACCACUUGGCUCUGUUCACAGCUCUGGAUAAGGUCUGUGAGGAGAACAUCUGCGUCCUGAGCGGCCCGUCCGAGUCGCCGUACGGCACCGUGACCAAGCGCCUGGUGGCGUGUAUGAGGAAGAUUCGCCAACAUGGCCGCGCUCUGGAGCCGCUGGUGGCCAGCUUCACCGCCGUCUACCAUCACUACGACUUCGAUGCCCAGACACCUGGAAACGGAUACCGAACGCUGGUCAAGGUGUUGCAGUCCUGCCUGGAGCACAUCAUCCAUAAAGGUCGCUACAUCGCCUCCAACUGCAGAGGAGCCUUCUUCAGGGCGGAGCACAACGCCACCGAGAUAGAGGAGUACUGCAGCGCCCUCUGCCAGCUGCGGGCGCUGCUGCACCUCGCCCAGCGGCUCAUCCACGACAACGCCCACGGGCAGCUGUACUUGGCGCAGGACGGCGACCUGAGCGACCGCUUCGUUCAGGAGUACAGCUCCAUGCACAAGGCCUGCUUCUACGGACGCUGCCUGGGCUUCCAGUACUCUCCUGCCCUGCGACCUUUCCUCCAGACCAUCGUCAUCAGCAUGGUUUCCUACGGAGAGAUCUACGGCAGACAGCAGUCUGGCAUCGGAACGGCCGCUCUGUCCGUCCUCACCUCAGGGAAGUACGUCAUCGACCCAGAGCUGCGAGGCGCCGAGUUCGAACGCAUCACCCAGAAUCUGGACUUGCACUUCUGGAAGUCCUUCUGGAACAUCACAGAGUCCAACAUUUUAUCAGGCUUCACUCGGAUCACCUCCAACCCGGUUCAGGUCAACCUCACGCUGACGGUGCCUCCAGAAAGCCUGCGGCUCCCUCUGGCCUCCGACCCCACGCUGUCCACCAGCGUGUCGCCUCCCGUGGCCCACUGGGGCCCGGGGCCGGUCCACAUGAGGCUGAUCUCCUACGACCUGCGGGUCGGCCAGGACAGCGAGGAGCUGCUGGAGUUUUCCGCGGGUGACGUGGCGCCCAUCGCCUCGCCCCGUCUGCCAUGGGUGCACAGGAAGCCGCCGUCGCCAUGGCUACUCAUCCACUUCCACGGAGGCGGCUUCGUCGCCCAGACGUCCCGUUCCCACGAGAAUUACCUCCGUAACUGGUCGAAGGAGCUGAGCGUCCCGAUCCUGUCCGUCGACUACUCUCUGUCGCCCGAAGCUCCGUUUCCUCGGGCGCUGGAGGAAUGUUUCUACGCCUACUGCUGGGCGCUGAAACACUGCCACCUGCUGGGUUCUACGGCGGACCGGGUCUGCCUGGCCGGGGACAGCGCCGGGGGAAACCUCUGCAUCACCGUCUCCAUGCGGGCGCUGACCGCCGGCAUCCGCGUCCCCGACGGCAUCAUGGCCGCCUACCCCGCCACCCUGCUCACCACCGACGCCUCGCCCUCCCGCCUGCUCACGCUCAUCGACCCCCUGCUGCCUCUGAGCGUCCUCGCCAGGUGCAUCCACGCCUACGCAGAAAAACCCAAGCGUCUGAUUGGCCAGCUAAUUGAACGUUCGUUUGCAGCCAUUUUGACAGGUUCGGACUUCCAGACGGUCCAGCCUGCAGAGCGGCGCGGCAGCCUGAGCGCUCUGGGCCGGGACACGGUCCUGCUGCUCAGCGACCUCACCCAGGGAGCCUCCAGCUGGAUCCAGUCCUUUCUGGACCCGGCCCGGUCCACGCCGCGCCAAGGCGCCGACCACCGCCGGGCGUCGGCCGGCGCCCCCAGGCCCGCCGCCCCCAGGCCCGCCGCUCCUGACAUCCUUCACUACCCGGACGGCUUUGAGCCGCUGCGGUCCGAAUGCCUCGCCUACGUCCUGCCCACGUCCUGCCCCGUCAUCAGAAACCCGUUUGUGUCUCCUCUGCUGGCGCCGCCCGACCUGCUGAAGGGCCUACCGCCGGUUCACCUCGUGGCGUCGGCGCUGGACGCCUUGCUGGACGAUUCGGUGAUGUUUGCGAAGAAGCUGCGUGCGAUGGGCCAGCCGGUGACCUUGACGGUGGUGGACGACCUUCCUCACGGCUUCCUCAGCCUGGUGCAGAUCUGCAAGGAGACGCAGUUCGCCUGCGACAUCUGCGUGUCAAAGAUCCGGACAGUCUUCCAGCCAGACGGCGCCACGCCGCCGCCGCAGACUUAGCGCUGCGUUGUCGGGUCGGUUCUUCCAUCACUGGAAGUAAAACGGCACUUUAAACCUGAACUGCACAGCAAAACUGGAUCCGAGUGACGGGUUCCAGGUUCUGAUUAGAGGAAAAUUCAAAACCGCUGGAGAAAUUCUGUCCUCAGGUCCUGAAACACUCCUAAAGUAAAAACUAAUUCUCCUGUGAAGGUUCUGAUUCUGACCCGCCGUGCCUUUAGCAGAACCUCCUGCUCCUCCUCCAGCAUCCAGCAGGAAACAGGAAGUUCCUUCCACAUGAACUGUGUUGUUAUUAAUAUAGUUUGUUUGGACCCAACAUGUAAUUUGAUGUUUACAGCUGUUUGUGAAGAGAACAAACUGCAGAGUGCAAUAAACCAGAACUAGCAGAA
This is a messenger RNA of Poeciliopsis prolifica (blackstripe livebearer), 2593 nucleotides long. RefSeq names its product lipase, hormone-sensitive a (gene lipea). The transcript has 12 exons. Gene Ontology annotation, cellular component: cytosol. NCBI's taxonomy places the organism in Eukaryota, Metazoa, Chordata, Actinopteri, Cyprinodontiformes, Poeciliidae. Gene Ontology annotation, molecular function: sterol ester esterase activity; triacylglycerol lipase activity. Gene Ontology annotation, biological process: triglyceride catabolic process; cholesterol metabolic process. The record is from RefSeq and is a predicted model, not a curated record. Bases 60 to 2207 code for a protein of 715 amino acids.